Molecule: messenger RNA, 1930 nt
Organism: Nerophis lumbriciformis (worm pipefish)
Lineage: Eukaryota; Metazoa; Chordata; Actinopteri; Syngnathiformes; Syngnathidae
Gene: ap4m1
Product: adaptor related protein complex 4 subunit mu 1
Biological process (GO): intracellular protein transport; vesicle-mediated transport
Cellular component (GO): clathrin adaptor complex
Source: RefSeq, a predicted model, not a curated record
CAUCCGCCGGACCUGUUAGUAAACAACAGCCUCAGUUUAAAGACGCUAGGCUAGCUACAGUGUGUCGUUUCUACGUCUGGUUAACAAUUUAAAUGUAGUUUAUUUAUUUAUUUAUUAAUGUAGUGCGCAGAUAAAUAAUUCCGUUUGUGAUGAAGAUUGAUAUCUGUGUUCUAGCAGGAUGAUCUCGCAGGUCUUCGUCUUGUCCUCCAAAGGCGACCGCCUCGUCUACAAAGACUUCCGAGGAAACGCCGGAAGUGACCUCGUCAGCGGUUUUUAUGAGAAAGUGACGGCGCUGACCGGCGACCAGCCGCCGGUUGUCAUGAGACACAAAGAGGUCCACUUUGUCCACGUCCGGCAGGGAGGACUCUACUUGGUUGCCACGACAACGGCAGACUCCUCCCCCUUCGCGGUCAUUGAGUUCCUGAACAGGUUCGCUGCCCUGGUGAAAGAUUACUGCGGCGGACUGUCGGAGAAGUCGGUGCAGAUGAACUUCGCGCUCAUCUACGAACUUCUGGACGAGAUGGUGGAUUACGGUUACGUCCAGUCCACGUCGUCUGACGUCCUGAAGAACUUCAUCCAGACGGAGGCGGUCUCGCCGCGACCCUUCAGCCUCUUCGACCUCGCCAACGUGGGCCUGUUCGGAGCCGACACCCAGCAGAGCAAAGUGGCGCCGAGUUCUGCCGCCACAAGGCCGAUACAGGUACGGCAUCACAUGACCCGCCUUCAGGCAGGAAACUUCCACCUGCGCGUGUGUGUGUGUGUGCAGGGAGGGAAGAGUGAGAUAUUUGUGGACGUCAUCGAGAGGAUGACGGUGGUGAUCGGCGCCAACGGCGUGCUGAUGAAGGCGGACGUGCAGGGCGAGGUCAAGGUCAAGUGCUUCCUGCCCAGCUGCUCAGAGAUCCGCAUCGGCCUCAACGAGGACUUGAGUGUCGGCGCGUCGCAACUCCGAGGUUACGGCACGACGGUCCGAGUCGAUCAGUGCAGCUUCCACCCAGCGGUCCGACUGGAAGAGUUUGACAGCCACCGGAUCCUGCGACUCAGCCCGAGCCACGGCGAGCAAAGCGUCAUGCAGUACCAGCUGGCCGACCAUCUUCCCUCCGCCCCGCCCUUUCGCCUCUUUCCCGCCAUCGAGAAGGACAGCGGCGGCAGGCUGCUGAUGUACUUGAAGCUACGCUGCGACCUGCCACCUAAAAGUGCCGCCGUCAACGUGGGCGCCACCAUACGGGUCCCUAAAGGCUGCGUCAGCAUGUCGCAGGAGCUCAGCAGUCCGGACCAGAGCGCGGAGCUGAGUCCGCAGAGCCGAGCCGUGCUCUGGACCAUCCCGCGCUUCCAGGGAGGGACGCAGCUCUCCGCCCUGUUCAAGCUGGACGUCCCCGCCCUAAGCUCCGCCUCCAUGAUGGAGGUCGGCCCGGUGGGUCUGAGCUUCGAGCUGCCCAAGACCACCGCCACCGGCCUCCACGUCCGCUUCCUGCGCCUGUCGCCCGUCCAGCCCGGCCCCGCCCAGCGCUGGGUCCGCUACGUCACGCACUCGGACUCCUACACCAUCCGCGUUUGAGUUACCGACGCGUUCUCCACACAGCGCCACCCACCGGCCCCAGUUAUUCAGUUAUUCAGCCUCUGCGACCAUUACGUCACGUGACGUCAGCAUGGGAAUCAGCACCUCCAAGUCCGAGUCCAUGGUUCUCGCCCGGAAAAGGGUGGAGUUUUUGAUUGAUUGAAACUUUUAUUAGUAGAUUGCACAAUACAGUACAUAUUCCGUACAAUUGACCACUAAAUGGUAACACCCGAAUACGUUUUUCAACUUGUGUCUUCUUGUCAACAAACGGGGUAUUGUUUGGAUGGCAAGUUUGUUGUAUCAAUCCUUGAUUUGUUGUUCAAUAUUCUUUUCACCGGAUUGUUUUACCUUGGUUUAAUAAAGAGAUUAAAUGUG